UUCUCCGCCUAUUGGCUGAACGAGCUGUCAGUGGCAGCAGUCCAUAUUUUCGGCCGGGACAGUAGCACGGCCAGCAGUGAAAGUGAGAAAUAACUCCGUAAACUUGGGAUUCUUCUGACCACGAGGACUGAUGAGCGAACGAAAACACAUAUGAAGGGCAGCAGGAUGAAUGUGGAGACUCUCAGUAAAGCUGAACUUCUGAUGCUGCUCAGCAUUCUGGAAGGAGAACUGGAAGCACAAGAUGUAGUCAUACACACACUCAGGGCACAACAGAGAGAUGCAUUUGUACAGGAGCGAUAUGGACAUUACAACCUCCGUGACCCCUUCAUAGCACUGCUGAGGGACAGAGAACUGUCGCAGGCUCAGGAUGAUGCACGGCAGAGUCCCGUGUGUCUGAACCCGCUGGGUGUGCUGAAACUAGUGAUGGCCCACUGCACCAACAUGAAGGAGAAAUUGCUGAAACAGCUCGCUGCUGCAGAGAGGAGACACAGACGGGUAAUAGCUGAUUUAGAAGAAGAGAAACGACGGCGUGCUCAAGACAAUGCUGCGGGUGAUGACAUCACUGUCAUGCUGGAGAAGGAACGAGACAGACUACUGCAACAGCUGGAGUUUGAGAGGGCUCAAGUCGAACGUUUAGAACGUGAGCGGUCAGUCCUGUCGAAGCAAGCUGAGGAGGAUUUAGCGCAGCAGCAGCAGUUAUCCUCAACCUUGGCGAAAGAAUGUCAGAAGGCUACAGCACGGGCAGAGGAGGAGAGCCAGCGGGUUGCAGAGCUCAGCCGCCAGCUGGAACAUGAGAGCAGUACUAUCAAAGCCCUAAAGGGGGAGCUGGAGAGCGAACGCGCUCAUGCUCAGCAGAUAGAGGCGAGAGGUGAGAGAAAGCUGGCCGAAUUGGAUACAGAGUGCGAGCAGAUGAGAGGGAAACUUCGGAAGGAAGAAAAACGAUAUCAGGAGCUUUUGGAGAAGUUCAAUAGUCUAAAGAAAGAGUUGGAUGAAAUGAAAGAAAGAGAAAAGGCAGGGCUGGAAAAGGACAAUGAAGAAAAGGUAAAAACUCCACAGAAAGCAACCACAGGAAUCACGCCUCCUCUUAGUCAAACAGAAGUUGAUGGCAAAACCAUUGCAUCUAAAUCAUCUCCACAACCCAAGCUAAAUGGUCACCACACUCCCAGAGAACCAGAGUCUCCAGCAGAUGAGAGGUGCAAGGAAGAGGGAUCGGUGGACAUUGGGGUAGUGCUCCCUGGAGGAAGUGGAGCCUUGCGGUGUCUCUCCCCCAGCAGUCCUGCCUCAUCCUCCCUUAGCUCAUCUCCUUGCUCUUCCCCAGUACUGACCAAGCGUCUGGCCUCUCUAGGCUGCUCUAGUCCGACCUAUCCAUCCUCUUUCCAAGUCGGGAUCAACCAGCGAUUCCAAGCAGCACGCCACAAGUUUCAGCAACAAGCUGAGGCAGAACACAAACACGAAGUAUCCAUUGUCCACUCCCCUCGAGACCUCUCUCCUACUGCGGCUGUUCCUACUACUCCAGACAAUUCUGCAGCAAAGCAGAUUGCCCGAAACACUGUCACUCAGGUGCUGUCACGGUUCACGAGCCAACAAGUGGCAAGUAAACUCCCUCCGUCCAACAGCUCGCCCUUUGGCACUGAUUACCGCAAUCUGGCCACAGCCUCCUCACCGACAGGGAAGAGCCCAGGACUUCUUUCACCAGGGAUCCGUUCACCAAUAAUUCCUAGGGCGGAGAAGAUUCAUCCAUCCCCUGUUGCUCCCAAAAAGCAGGGGGUCAACCAGUCUCCUGGCUCACCAGUACUUUCUGGAAGGGCCAGCCACUUCCCCGAGCUCUCUGGGAGCUGUGGUCUCACCAGUGGUCAGGAAGAUGCAAAAGAGUUUGACUUGGUCAUGUCAUCAUCUACUUAACCAGCCUAGAGUCCACAGCCUGUCCUUAGCCUUCUCCACUCCAUUCCCUCCAGUGGCAUUUAAAGCACUCUCUUGAGAACCUCAAGGUUUCCGUCUUUUGUUAUUUUUCACCCUUAUUGUCAUGUCAUAGUUGUUCUUAAGAGGGUAGUUCACCAAAAAAUGAAAAAUCUGUAUUUAUUUACUCACUCGCAUGCCUUUAUGACCUUUUGGAUCUUUUUGCUUUCCUGGACUUUCAGUGGAGGAAAACAGAAACCAGUCAUUGAAAAAUAUCUUAAUUUGUGAUUUGAUGAUUAAUCAAAGUCUUACAGGUUUGAAACAACAUGAGGGUGAGUGAAUUCAGACAGAAUUUUCAUUUUUGGGUGAACUGUCAUUUUAAGUACCUCGUUUUGGAUGUCUCCUUAUCUGAAACCGUUCAGGUCUUGGAACCUCUACAAACGAGUUAAUGUGUUAAAGAAAGACAUCCAGAAUGUUCAGUGAUGAGAUACUCCAGAACUGAAAACCACUGGUCUAAAAGGGUCGCCACCCCUACUCCUGGAGUGCUACCUUUCUGCAGAAUUUUGCUCAAACUUUAAUCAAACACACCUGAACCUGAAACCUUCGGUAUCCCAGAACAAACCUUAAUGAAUGAUAAAAUGGAAGUAUAUAAAGUAAAAACUGUGCUAAGCAAAUAGUGAUUAGUCUUCAACCAAUCGGUCAGUCUUAGGCUACUAAUGAGAAAAUGAUGUCCGUCUUGAUCUGUCUGGUGACUGACGUUUAUAUUACGUUUAUGGUAAAUAUAUAAACUAUUGGUUUUCUGACAAGCAGUAAUAUAUAAUGUGCAGUUGCUGUUAACUUCCUGAGUCUAUGUUGAAAUAAACUACUGGAGAUAUGAACUGAUAUGAAAUGGUCAUGGAAAACCUCUGUGUCCUACUGUAUUGCACUAUGACUACAUCGUCCUCUAGUGUCAGUCUGAAGUGCUGCUCAGGAAGCUGCCACCUGGUGUUUGGGCAGCAUUAAACAUCAGCCAAACCAGAAUACCUUCUCUGUAAAUGAAGAUUAAAAAUGCUUGUUUAUAUGCCACACAAAUUCUUGUCAUGUGACAUGAUAGUCAACAAUAUUUACAAUUAAGUUAAAAUUGUGUGUUCUGUGAAUGUAAUUCUGGGUGUAACAACCAUGCCUGGAUGUAUUACUCCAUCGCUGAUUUUUAUGUUUAUACUGGUCAGUCUUAUAUUUAAAAUGUAAUUUUAUUAAACAUUAGGUAGAACCUAUAGCACCAGUUUACAUGAUUCAACACCCUGGUAAAAGCACAAAUGAGUAAUGUCAUUUAAUGAUUACUUUACCCUGGGACUUUUUCUUUUCUUACCUCUAUCCUUCUUGAAGUCUUUUGGCAUUUAAACUUUUUAGUAUGAAAAUAGAUAUGCUUUUAUGUUUGUGUAAAAAUCUUGCUGGCAUGAAGGUAUUGCUCACAUGAAUACAGUAUACAAUCUUAACUUGCUUAUAAGAGAACAAAGUAUGUUGGGGUUUUAUGAGUAAAUGGGGUGCAUGUAUCGGUCCUGUCCUACAGGUUUCAGCUGCUCUACUGUCAUUCAAUGUUUUUGUUUUUAAUACCUCACCAUUUCUCCUACUGUACUGAAACCUUUUUAAGUAGCAGUUUAGAUUUUUACUACUGGAAUGUUUUUUUUUUUUUUUUUUUUUUUUUUUUGUGCAUCAAUAAACCUGAACAGAAACUUGGAAUUUUUAUAUUUCUACCUGAGACUUUCAAAGAACAGGUUCUAAACUUUUAGCUAGCUGUAUGAGUUUCUUAAAUUAGUUGCUUCUUCCCAUAUGAUUUUUACAGCAAAUUAGCAGUGUUGAAUUUAUGACCAACCAAUUUUCCCCCUAAGUUAACUUUUUUUUUUUUUUAAUUCAACUGAUUUUAUUGUGAAUAUAGUCCUCACCCUAAGAACAUCAUAAAGGAUAAGAGUAAAUCUGUAUAGACCUCAGGUACAAACACAAGAGUUUGCACAAUAAAAGCUCAGCAGUAUACAUUUAGUCAUUUUGGUGCCAUUUACUGUGAGCAGACAUUAUGUUUGCAUGAAUUAAAAUCUGAAAAAAUAAAGGUUAUGAGAGACAGAGAAUAUGCUAGUCUUACAGGAUGGGUGUAUUUUACAGAGGAUCUUGAAUGGAACAAUCAAGACAAACAAGGUUAACGUGAAAGCAGUGUGGCAGAAACAUGCAGUUGCAACACUGAUGGAGCCCUCAGUGCUCUGGCCAGAGAGGCAGAUUUACUGUGUGGGUUGUGGAUAUGUUGCAGACUGUGGAUACCUUAAAUGCAUCACAAGUACCUGUAACAGACAGUCUGAACCUCUAUAUGUGAAAUCAAUUCAACUGGUGUAUAAAUAUAAAAAUCAUUGAUUAAUUUGGGUGUCUUUUUGGGUUAUUAAACCAUUUUAGUUUAGCAGACUGUGAGUCACUGUUAGACAAAGAUACGGUGAAAGCAGUUAAGACAGAUGGCCAUUCCAAACCCAGACACAAAGCCCAUUCCCCUCCUCUCCUCUCCUGACCUCAUGCAUUCCCUGUUUCAGCCUGGAGAGUUGAGGUUGUCAGUAGGUGGAGGAGGUGGAAAAGGUGAGAUUGUCGUCUGACUGGGGUUUGGAGAUACAGUGAGUGAGACAUUACUUAUCCACCAUUUUAAAACACAAAACCGUUUGCACAAGCAUUGCAGCUAU
This is a messenger RNA of Cyprinus carpio (common carp), 4589 nucleotides long. RefSeq names its product CTTNBP2 N-terminal-like protein. The record is from RefSeq and is a predicted model, not a curated record. Lineage: Eukaryota; Metazoa; Chordata; Actinopteri; Cypriniformes; Cyprinidae.